ACCGACGUCCUGCAGCCUGACAAUGACGUCAUCGGGAAUUUUUCUUCGUCUGCAUAUCGCUCGUGCGCACUACGUAAUGGUACAAGAAUAACGAGUCGCGUCAUCUACAACAAACGUGGUUGAUCGACCAGGAAGGGAGGGAGAACUGCAAGAUUUCAAGAUCGGAAGUUAUUUUUGAAAAGUGAGUUGAGCGCAAGUUCCCCGAUAGCAAAGCAUCAUGGGAGACAGUGGCAAGCCGUUUGCCUGUACGGAAAUAGGAUGUAACCAGCGCUUUGUGAAUGAAGAUCACUUGGAAGUGCACAGGAGGAAACAUGAGAUGUCGCUGGGCCUGCGAGACCUGAAGUCCUUGGACACACCAGUUAUUGCGGACCAGACACCGACCCCGACGCGUUUUCUGAAGAAUUGCGUAGAAGAGGGUCUCUUCAACGAACACCCGAAUCCCUUUGAUGCUCUGUUCCGCAGAGCCAGCACCUUUAGACCUGCGGAUGCCGCUGAAACUUCCGCCAAAGGCACAGCUGAGGACACCCCUCUGGACAUCAGCGAUCGGGUCGUGGAGAUAGACAGCAGUGACAACGAGCAGUCACUGGAGGAUCCUUCCUCUCAGCAAGCCGUGUCGUUGACUAUGGGAGAGGAAACCCACCAGCGACAGCGGCAGCAGUCGGAGGAAUCCCUGGGCAUCGAAGACUUGCCGGGGGCGAGCCAGGUGGUUGAGGUGUCCACCAUCUCUCCCACGGCUGCUCAAGAAGUGUUGCCGGUCUUCCAACAAGCUCAAGCCACGGUUGUCCAGACAAUGGCUCCAAUGGUUCAGAACAGGGUCCCGAUCCAUCAGACGAUUCAACUGGACCGGAACACCAUCCCCAUCUCAGGCCCGAUCCUCCUGCGCCUGCCCACCGGCCAGACCAUCCCCAUGGUGCCUCCUUCUGUGGCCAACCCCCAGGCGCCCAUCCCAGUGGCCAUCUCAGCAGUACCCCAGGUCUCGGUGGUCGUCACGGGGGCGAUGCAGACUGUACCGCUGGAUUCCAAAUCCGUUAAACAGAAACUGAAGAACAACUUACUGGCCAACCAAUCACAGGGCAACAUGGGGGUCAUGACCCAAGCGGUGGACGUGGUUACCAGGCAACAGGGCCUGUCCAACCCAAACUUGGCCGAGGUUGCUCAAGACCUAUCCUCGCCCGAGAGCCAAAUCAAAAGAAGGCGGCGGAAUUCAGACAUGUCCGAGGAUGAAAAGAGAGAGAAGUUUCUGGAGCGCAACCGCGCUGCGGCGACGCGAUGCCGGAACAAACGCAAAAUGUGGGUCAAUAACUUGGAGCAGAAAGCCGAUGAAUACAAGAGCACAAACAGCGUAUUGAUGAAUGAAGUCACCAAGCUGAGAGAUGAGGUGGCGUCCUUGAAGCAGCUCCUCCUAGCCCACAACGACUGCCCCGUCACCAUCCAGCAGCGCCAGACUGGUGGUAACCUUUUUGCAGCUUUGGACAUGCAGAAGAAGGACCCAUCAGUGGGCGGGGACAGCCAUCAAUCACCGCAGCCGGAAGAGGCCAACGCCCUCCCAAGGUGACCUGACCAGACCCAAUGCCGAGUCGUGAUUGGCUGAGAAUGUUGUCUAUGUGUGAUUGCAAUUUGCAUAUUUUGACAAGCUGGGGCGUGUUUUCGCGACCGCGACCAGAAACAUGUGUGUGACGCCAAAUGGAUAACCAGAAACAUGUUUACACAUGUGCACAAAAACGCUGAACCAAAAAAAAACAGUGUCAAAAAGUUGUAAACAAACAUGGCGGACAUUUGGACAACAUCGAUAAUUUUUAGGUGUUUGUGGCCAGUCCCGGCGAAAUUCGGGAUAAUACUUUGUGGGCUUGUAAGUUGUAUAGACAUUUUAUUACAGGCCACUUAAAAUGUACAAACUUACGAUGUAAGUAAAAAUAAGGCAUUACAAGCUUAUUUCCUCCAACACUGUUUUGUUACAUGUCGUGCAUUUAUCUUUCCGCCAUCUUGAAAUGCACUCCGUAACCGACCCUUGGUUUUGGUCGGAACAGUGACGUCACUCCGGCCAAACGAAGUCACGAAAACGCUCAACCAAUGACCAAAGCCGAGACAUGUUUCUGGUCGCGAAAACACGCCCUGGCUUUAGAAUGAGAGAGAAUGGAAAAUUCCAAUAAGCCCCUCCCACCGUGGUCACCUGUCCAAAAGUCUAGAUUUAAUUGGUCAAUGGGCACUCUGAUUGACAGACAGGAAGGGUCCAUUCUCUUCAAGUCCUCAACCUCAAUGACAAGGGGAUUUUUACUUUUGGAAAAAAAAUCAGUCUUCGAACUCUUUCAAUAUCUGCAGAUGGCAAUCAACAAUCACACGAGUCCAACUUCAACUGAGAUUCGCAGCACAUCUUAGACUUUCUUUAAGACAUUUUAUGUAUAGUAUUUAAAUCAAAUUAUAAAAAAAACAGAGACAACACUUCUGCUUUAGUGGUUGUAAGAAACUCGCAAGUUUUAUUUUGUAAUAUUGUAGAAAAAAAGAGAAAUUUGGAUAUUGGACGGUUAUUUUUUAAAAAGAUUUCAUGUUGGACAUUUUUUGCACAGUUACUGUUUCUAUCAUUUGUAUAGGAAUUAGUUUUAAAGUUUAACUUCCAGUUGUUGGGUAAAAAAAGUUUGCUUUAGUUGGUAGAAUCUUGUUCGCAUGAUUCAAAACUAGAUUUUGAAAGUGUGUCUGGUGGAUACUGAAAUUCCAUGUGUAUAAAAUCAACAAAAGAUACUAAAAAUGCUCCAAAGGAAUUUGAGUUAGCCCAAACCUGACAUACUAGUCUGGUUCCUAGCCCAAACAAAUUCUGACUAUUUCUGACAAAUCUUAGGUCAGGUACAUGUAGCUGCUAUGGCUAAAAUAAACAUGGCAAAAAAUGUCGGAAGUUGACUGAUAUGUUUGCAAUAGCUCGGAUACUUCCGGGAGAAAAACAGUUUUUAAAUACAUACCCGAAGCCACGUGAAAUGGUGAUUCAACAAGGGACUUUUUUUCCGAGCUGCAUAUGCGUCCGUUUGCGUACCAUUUUUAAUGGUUCCUAGUGUGACAGUUAAUACCUGACCUAAGACUUGUCAGAAUAGACCACUCUCAUUAGAAAGCCAUCUUUGUAGGAACAUUACAACCGCGUAUUCAACGCCAUCAGAUGCGUGUACUCGCAGUGUGCUAAAAUGUUCUAAACACGCCCGCAUGUUGCUUGAAAUUUCUUUGAAAUAUGGCGCAGCCAAUGCGUAACACGAAAAUUCAACUCCAAAAAUGCUGAUGCGCGUGGUAAUCUGCAGGCAGUGAUGUCAUUCGAGAGAAAUCUAUAGUCUGAUUAGGUUGGUCUCGGAACCAGACUAUUACUGUACCAGCGCUGUGCAAAGAGCUAUCCAGCCUUUUGUUGUGUGUACCGUUCUGCUUAGUCCAUCAUCUGUGCCUGACACGAUUUUAUGCGGGGUAAAAAAGCGUGACAUCACACCAAUAAUUAUAAGAGCAUUGAGGUUUUGUUUUAACUGCUACCGGUACUUUGGGAUCACACACAUAGACAAAGGAAAAUGCUCUGGUCAAGUGUUGGUGACAGGUUUUUUUUUUUCAUGGACUUUUUUAUGCAUAUAAAAAAUUGUAUUACCAAAGUGAAAAACAUUUAAAAUAUAUAUGGAAUGUGUAUGUACAUUGUAGAAUUGAGGUGUAAAAUAGAAAAAAGGUACUUUAAACUCAUGAGGUGUGUACACUGUAAUGAUACUGCACCUAAUUUUUGCAUGUCCUAUUUUGGUUUUCGUUGCCUUUUGUUUUGGUUUUUGGUUUUUGGUUAAAAAAACGUGAGAAUACAUACUUUCGUUUUGCGUGUUAAAUCUCAUUUACUUUUUCCAUUUAUGAGUUACAUAUGGUUUUAAAUUGUAUAUAGACAAUCAGUUCACAGAAUACUGUGUUUGCGUAUACUGGCAGGUUUUUUCUCUUCAAAACAUGUGUUUUUAUGUUAGAGGCGCUGUCAUUAUUAUGCAUCAUUUUCAAGUUAUUUGUAAGAGUGGUUUUGUCGGCAAAGAAAUGUGACAACUGAAGAUAGUUAUUUGUAGUAUAUUUUAUUUAUUGUAGAUUUUGUUUGGUUUGGUUUGGUUUGGUUUUCAACAAAAAUUCAAUUGGAAUCAUCUCUAUUUCUGUAAAAUCAUGCAAAGUGUACAUUUUUUUUCUACAUUUUAACUGUUGUGAACAAGAAGGAAUUUUGUCAUUUAUGCGACAAUAAAGCUCUAUCUUCAAUAAUAUGAGAAACAAA
Patiria miniata (bat star) is the source of this 4249-nucleotide messenger RNA. Its product is annotated as cyclic AMP-dependent transcription factor ATF-2-like. The transcript is spliced from 10 exons. Gene Ontology annotation, biological process: regulation of transcription by RNA polymerase II. Gene Ontology annotation, molecular function: cAMP response element binding; DNA-binding transcription factor activity, RNA polymerase II-specific. NCBI's taxonomy places the organism in Eukaryota, Metazoa, Echinodermata, Asteroidea, Valvatida, Asterinidae. The record is from RefSeq and is a predicted model, not a curated record. The coding region runs from base 218 to 1555 and encodes 445 amino acids.